AUGGCGGAAUCCGCCGAUCCAAGCCUGUCUAGUUUGUCUCAUCCAUCUACCGAGACCGACCCCCUAGAAGUGUCUCUCCGUCAAUUUCUACUUCCUGCAACUGAAGCUAUCGACAAUAUCAAUCCCACCACAGCCCCAAGCAGCGAGCCUGUUGAGAAUGACCAACAGCCGCCCCCAGUAGCCACCUCAGCCUCAGUUCACAGUCCUGCACCCCAAGCUGCCCAGGCAAAACAGGUUGUGGUUCAAAGGCCAGCAGACGUUGACCGCCUCGAUUACUUUGCCUUCAGUCACAAUGCCGAUGCCUACUGCCAUGGCGUGGAGGCCAAAUGGACACGAGGCACUAUUCUCACCGUUGCGACCAAGGUGAACGCUGCAUCAGGGAGCGAGAACGCGCAAAAGGUUCCCGGCCUCGAGCCAACACCCGAAGAGCUUCACCAGACUCCUGAUCACCUUGGCGUCCAUGGCUUCCUUUGGAUCGGCAUGACCCCAAGCGAUGAGACCAUAGAAUCGCUGACUGAAUCGCCUGCUGACGACGCCACGGCAGACGCAAACGAUGACAAAAGCAAAGAUACCAAGAAGAAAAAGCCCAAAUUGCAGGGCAAGAAGCAUCGACGUGAUCUGACUGUGGCCAGUUCGACCGAUGAAGAGAUACGUAUCCUUCCGAAAGAUGAGAGCGCCUUGCGAGUUGUGGUCAAUCUCAAGGGCAAGAACAUGUCCCUGCUGAAACUCAGCAACAGAGACAACACUUCGGGAACAUGCAUUUCGGGAAAUGUCAACCAGGAUAACGUUUUCUUUUUCCGUGCUUUCCGCAAAGAUGAUACCAAAGGAGUGGGCGAGCGCCGCGUCUUUUUAAAGGAAACAUUGAACAAACUCCGGGAAGCCAUGGAAAAAGAUGGCCGAGAUGGUGUGGUGAGGGCUCUGAAGGCAAUGGUACCUGUGAAGGCCCCUGCAGCAGCAACUAGUAGCAAGAGUGCUACCAAAAGAUCUCGUGCCCCCAAGUCCGACAAGGCCGAUCCGCCACAAACAGCUGCAGUCAAGUCCAGCAAAGGAAAUCAAGGCACCAAGCGAAAACAUGCAGAUACUGACGGCUCGACGGCGCAGUCGAAGACAAGCAGUGAAACUUCUGCAAAUUCAAAGAAGCAAAAGAAGUCGAAGGUUGCCACUCCAUCAUCCUCAACGGCCACAAAAGGCAAAGACACAGCCAAGUCCAAAGUGCCACCUCAAACUGAGCUGGAUGACAACGAUGGCGCCGGUCCUGGUAAUGAAGUGGACCAGCAAGUAGGUAGACUGGCCAAAGAGACUCAGACCACUAAUUUCCUAGCCGAGCAGCUUGGCAUUAUCAAUAACAGCUACCCCCUUUCUGCUCUUCCAGGCACACCGGACUCCAUACUAGGAGCCGGAAAUGGCCAGACUGCAGUCCCCAGUAAUAUCGCGAACGAUCAUACUCAUCAUGUCUCCUCAACCUCAACACUUCGUGCCGCCAACCCAUAUCUUUCAGCCGCAAUGGUCAGUCCGACGCCGAUGCGCCCAGUCGCGAAUUUACCACAGACACAGGACAUAGAUCAGCUCAAUGACGAGGCUGCGCUCAGAUCGCUGGAGCGAAAAGAGUUAGAAGAGAACAGGAUUCAGCGCGGCAAUGAGGCUCGAAAGGCUCGGCAGCAGCAGUCUUGGGGGCAACACCCUCAUUAUCCCCAGCCACGCCGUCAAUUGGCUAGCCAUCUUGGUGGGCCACCAGUCCAGCUCUUCCCGCAACCUGCCUUGAAACAGCAGCAUGCUCGGCAGCAGGACUACCAGCAGGCAAACCCAUUCUACGACCAGCCAACGCACCAGACGCUACAGCAACAGCAACAGCAUCAUAUGGGUCGAUUAAACCCCGAGUACAUGCAGAACAUUCGGGUUUCCUCUACAAAGAUACCCAGGAAGUAUGAUACAGGCUAUACAGCAGGGGAACUCUUUACCCCCAUGGGCCGCGAAAUUGUUUCACUGGUAUCCAAAAUGGACCGCCAUAGCAAAAGCAACGUCAAUGUCAUCAAAUACACCACCUCCAUGCUUGAUCAGCUUCUCAACCCUUCCAACUCGUCCAGUACGAUUCUCCAGCUUCGCCUGAGCCCGCCAGCUCCUGGCGUGGAUAUCAAUGCCGUUGUAGAGCCAAUGCUCUCUGACUUUUCUAGUCUCUUCCCUGAACUAGCCCAAGAUCUCAAUAGGGACACGUUCACAAUUCUCCUACACGCCCUGCGUUUCUCUGACAAGUCCAUCGAGUAUAAAAUGAUUCACCAGUUCAUCCACGGCUUCACCCGCGAGCUGACCCAUCAGCGCGCCAAAAACGGCGACCAGCACACCUUCCAACCGGAGAACCUAUCUCGAAUUGUCCAAGGUGCUAUCGACCUUGCCAGUGACUUUGUUUACCAUCGCAACCGCAACCAUCAGCGUGCAGCCCAAAAACAACAGCAAUGUCAAACAAUGCAACCUGCGACAGCUGAUGAUAUGGCCGACGAGGACAGGGUCGACUCACAGUUUGGCCAUGAAGAAUACGACGACACUGCAGUUGACGAGUUUGCCUAUGGCGCCACUGGCGCGGUGGACAAUUUCCAACCCUAUUCGCACUCUGCAUUUACCCCGAUGGAACAAGACGAGGCUUUGAAUGGUUGA
This is a messenger RNA of Pyricularia oryzae 70-15, 2649 nucleotides long. RefSeq lists its product as uncharacterized. NCBI's taxonomy places the organism in Eukaryota, Fungi, Ascomycota, Sordariomycetes, Magnaporthales, Pyriculariaceae. The transcript has 2 exons. Bases 1 to 2649 code for a protein of 882 amino acids. The record is from RefSeq and is a predicted model, not a curated record.